AGAGAGGAACAACAUUCACCGUGCAUCUUAUGUAAAAACAGCAAAUUCAGAACCGACUCCACGGAACAGUUCGAGGAUUGCAGACUCUACAGAAGCCCUGGACGAAGCCCUGGACGAAGCCCAGGACGAAGCCCAGGACAAAACCCUGAACGAAGCCCUGGACGAAGCUCAGGAUGAAGCUCAGGAGGAAGCCCUGGAUGAAGCCCUGGACGAAGCUCAGGAGGAAGCCCUGGACGAAGCUCAGGACGAAGCCCAGGACGAAGCUCAGGAGGAAGCCCUGGACGAAGCUCAGGACGAAGCUCAGGAGGAAGCCCUGGACGAAGCUCAAGAGGAAGCCCUGGACGAAGCCCAGGACGAAGCCCUGGACGAAGCUCAGGACGAAGCCCAGGACGAAGCUCAGGAGGAAGACCUGGACGAAGCUCAGGACGAAGUUUAGGAGGAAGCCCUGGACGAAGCCCUGGACGAAGCUCAGGACGAAGCCCAGGACGAAGCUCAGGAGAAAGCCCUGGACGAAGCCCUGGACAAAGCUCAGGACGAAGCCCAGGACGAAGCUCAGGAGGAAGCCCUGGACAAAGCUCAGGACGAAGCUCAGGAGGAAGCCCUGGACGAAGCCCUGGACGAAGCCCAGGACGAAGCUCAGGAGGAAGCCCUGGACGAAGCCCUGGACGAAGCCCAGGACGAAGCUCAGGAGGAAGCCCUGGACGAAGCUCAGGAGGAAGCCCUGGACGAAGCCCAGGACGAAGCUCUGGAGGAAGCCCUGGACGAAGCCCAGGACGAAGCUCAGGACAAAGCCCAGGACGAUGUGAAUAUUGACACAGACUAAUCUCAAGUAAAGCAAGAAGAGAGAGUUCAGUUUGGUCCCCAGACACACCAACAUGACUGAGGACACGUCAUGAAUCAUCUUUAGUUCACAAAAUACAGCAGAACUGAACAUAAUUACAGAGACUUUUCUACAUUUUUCAUUUUCAGCAUUUAGCAGACGCUUUUAUCCAAAGCGACUUACACAAUGUGCUGAACACGAUGAGCAAUUGAGGGUUAAGGGCCUUGCUCAGGGACCCAACAGUGGCAACUUGGUGGUGGUGGGGCUUGAACCGGCAACCUUCUGUUUACUAGUCCAGUACCUUAACCACUGAGCUAUCACUGCCCUUUUCUACCCACCUUCCUAAAUGUUGGUGUUACGUGACAGCACGUAUGUUUUAUUUUCUUCUGUUCUUUUUUCUACUUGCACUAAUUGACUGCAAGAUUUAGCUGGAGCAACCAGAAGGAUUUGAAGUGAAGUCAAAGAAGAGUUGUAGGAAUAUAAGGUAGAGAAGCUGCUGUACAGACUGAAACAAUCAGGCAGAAUCUGGUGUAGGAUGUUACUCUGAGUGAACAAAGUUUUGUACAGAACCCAGUUUAAACAAGGAAGGUCCAGUGGUUUCAUGGAGGACAAAGAAGCGUAACUAGAUGUUCUAGUUUACAUUCAGCCAUUAAUGUGUAUUGUAGCUUUUAUUAAUGUUAUUGUUUGAAUUAUGAGUGCGUUUUUUUUUUACUUUUGUGUGAAGUAACUAAGUAAUAAUACUUUGUUACAGUACUUAAGUAUUGGUUUGA
Molecule: messenger RNA, 1590 nt
Organism: Trichomycterus rosablanca
Lineage: Eukaryota; Metazoa; Chordata; Actinopteri; Siluriformes; Trichomycteridae
Product: foot protein 1 variant 1-like
Exons: 2
Coding region: 174-806 (210 amino acids)
Source: RefSeq, a predicted model, not a curated record